This is a messenger RNA of Paramuricea clavata, 3136 nucleotides long. The record is from the annotation of a GenBank genome assembly. NCBI's taxonomy places the organism in Eukaryota, Metazoa, Cnidaria, Anthozoa, Malacalcyonacea, Plexauridae.
AUGUUGACAUUACUCAGAAGUGAAUUGGAUGAACUUUGUGAAGCUGUCAAGACUUGGGAGUUAGAGAAAGGCCAGGUUUGUAAAUUAUUUUAUUUGGUUGUAGGUGUAUGUUAAUACUAAGACUAAGUGCUUUUAAUUUUGUUGAAGAAAAUUGAGUGAAGCAAACAUAUAAUGUAACCCAUAGACAAAACAAAACAACACAGACUCCACCUAUUACAUAUUCUGUGUAAAUUAGUUAUUCUCUGUUAUAUAAUCCAAAAAUUGAACCAAAUUUAAGUAGCCAGCUUAAUUUACCUUUAGCAGGAUGAACUGUUUUUCACGAUUUCAUCUCGCGAAAAGAGAAUUAAUUUGCAAUCAAGGGGGAGGGCACACAUAACACUCCAACUUGCACAGGUAAAUUUUACUUAAAGAGGCACAACAAUUGUAUCUAUGAAAGUUAUCCAGUUUACAACAUUUGCAAUAUUGAACAAAAAGACUCGUAUCACAUUCAUAUUUUAACAUGACAAAAUUGUAGUAUCUGCUGAUCGUGGAAUUAAGGAUUAGAAUUUUAGAAUUAUACAUUCUUUUUGUUUUGUUCGAGUUAAUCAAUCCUACAGUUUUUGUACUGUAUAGUCGGACGAAGUGGCACAACUGUUUAUAGUUCCCCAGCAAAUUGUUAGACUUUAUGCUAAAACAUGAAUAGUUGUCCAAAGUUCUUAUCUAAACAUAUACUAAAAUACAAAACAAGUGAAACUCCAAAAACUUCGAUUUUUGGAGUUUCACUUGUUUUGUAUUUUAUUAAAAUACUCAGUGGUUCUAAAAACAUAUACUGUAACGACAAUUUAAAUAUUUAAGAAUUUAUGGUAAAAUAUUUAUCGUUUUGCAGAUGAUCACAAUCGUUUCGAAUGUCACUGACAUAAAAUCAAACUUGAGUAAGCAAAUAGACGAUCUGCGAAUAAAAGUAGAAAAAAAUUCUGAAGGGAUAAAGAAUCUUGAGAAGAAAUUUACGACUGAACUUUCAAGAUUUUAUAUUAAAGAAGAGGAAAAAAUUCCCUAUGUCUUCAGUGCCCCCCCACGAAAUGGUUAUUUUGCUGGUCGAACAGAAGAAAUCCAGGAUCUUAAGCGUAUUUUGAAAGUUGAGGGAACGUUGAACGAAAAGAAAGUUCGCGUUGCAGCAGUAUGUGGUUUGGGUGGAAUUGGCAAAACAAGCUUAGUUUCCGAGUAUGCUCAUCAGAUGAAGGAUUUCUACAAGGGAGGUGUUUAUUGGUUCUCUGCUGAAGAUGACAAGGUUCUUGACAAAACGGUCAACGACAUCGCAUCAAAACUUAAGGCAAUACCUGGUACAUUUGAUUUAACUUUGUCAAAUACCCUGAGAAAAAUUGGCACUACAAAUGAUCCAAGUCUUAUUGUCCUCGACUGCUUGGAUCAACAGGAACUUUCGUCUAAUAUGAGGAAAUUUCUUACCUUUCCUUCAGAAGAGAAUUUCUUUGGACAUUUUGUUGUGUUGACUAGACGAAAUCCAAUCCGACUUUUUAAUGAAGUUUCAGUGUUUGAGGACGAUUCUUGUUUCCAACUGGAAUGUUUCCAAUCUGCAGAUGCAAAGCAAUUUCUUUUUUCAAGAAGUAAAGUAGUUCGUGAUAAAAAUGUUGAAAAUGACGCACAAUGCCUUUGUGACGAGCUGGGGAGGCUGCCACUUGCUUUGGAACAAGCAGGAGCUUAUAUUCAAAUACGCCGUUGCAAUUUCUCUACGUAUCUGAAACAAUAUAAAACUGAGCGUUUGCGAUUGCUCAAGCGGCAACGAGCACGUGCUGCAGGUAACGACUCAUCAGAACGUCUCGCCGUUCACACAACAUGGCUUAUCAAUAUAGAGUAUAUCAAGAAGAGCCCGGAUGGUCAAGCUGCUGUUCGAUUUAUGAGUGCUUGUUCAUUUUUCGAUGGAAAUGAGAUCGAAGAAGAAUUAAUCAACGUUGGGACACCCGAAGUGGAAGACGUUGAGUAUCGUAAAUGCGUAUUAUCGCCAUUGGGUUGCCGUGAGGUACUAAACCUGUUGACUGACUUUUCACUUUUCACGUAUGUCGGAGCGCACUCUGUCUGCACCCAUCGUUUGGUCCAGGAACUAGUGUGGGAAAGUCUUACUCCUGAAUCGAAAGCAGAGAGUUUUAUUGAUGCUGUGCGGAUGCUUUCUUACGCAUUCUCUAAAUGUUUUUCACCUAGUAAUUUUGUAAGUUCAGAUGAAAACAAUGGUGAAGAACAAAACAUAUCUAUCUGUGAUUUACCGAAAAGUCCUUCUCACUUCUAUAUGUGGUCUAAAUUUUCUAUGCAUGGUCAUCAUCUUUGUAGAAAUAUGGAGAAUCUGUUAGUAACUUUUGACUCUGUUUGUCUAGACUCGGUGUGGUUUCCUGAAACAGCCAAAAUUCUUUACGAGUGUGCUGUUCAUUUGAGUGCAAAUCACAAACAGGAAGAAGCAAAACGCCUCUUGAACUUUGCGUAUCGUAUAUUAGACUGGCUACCGUUAGCAGGAUAUGAAACGGUUGAAAAGAAUGUUUCUAAUAAUUCAUUGUUCCCUCUUUUUAUUCCUUUACCAAAGUCAAUUCAGAUCGUGAUUAAACGAUGUUGUAUGCCUCCUUCUGUUUCACUUCAACGUCUGACUGAAAAACCUUGUGGUCUUGAUUUAGAUAAGUUGAAAGAGAGUGUUGAGAAAUUAAAGUUGGAUGGAAACAAGCGUUUCAAAGAGGAUCGCUACAAGGAAGCAUUAGAUGCCUAUUCCUCUGCAAUAGAUUUGGCUCGAGAUUGCAAUAAUGCUUUCAAUCCCUUGUUGCUUACUAACCGUGCAACUGUUUAUAUAAAAUUAAAACAAUACGAAGAUGCUUUAAAAGAUGCAAAUAAUUACAUAACACGCCGCCCAGAUUGUUGGAAGGGUUAUGCUAGAAAAGCUCUGGCACUUGAUGGCUUGGAUGAGAAAGUCAGUGCUGAAAUAGCUGCUGCUUUAGCUUUUUAUCACAACAGGGCUGUGUUCUCAGAUUUCUUGCCAUUUAAAGAAUCUUUCUUUGAUUUGCAGAAACGCAUUUUUGUAUGCGAUACUGUAGAUCAACUGCAAAAAGUGAUUUUUUCACAGGAAGUAGAAACGGGUGUGUUAAAGAUUUUGGUUUUGGGAUGA